This is a messenger RNA of Bombyx mori (domestic silkworm), 2362 nucleotides long. RefSeq names its product apoptosis-inducing factor (gene aif). NCBI's taxonomy places the organism in Eukaryota, Metazoa, Arthropoda, Insecta, Lepidoptera, Bombycidae. The coding region runs from base 180 to 2267 and encodes 695 amino acids. Gene Ontology annotation, cellular component: cytoplasm; mitochondrion. The transcript has 16 exons. The record is from RefSeq and is a predicted model, not a curated record. Gene Ontology annotation, biological process: apoptotic process; mitochondrial respiratory chain complex assembly. Gene Ontology annotation, molecular function: protein dimerization activity; FAD binding; NAD(P)H oxidase H2O2-forming activity.
AUUCUUUAAAUUGUUUUCAAUAACACAAUGAAUAGUGUGAAUUAAAUCGUUCCAAUUUCUAACACACGUCUAAUUUCAUUUAUUCUAUCAAAAACAAACUGUCAUCAACAUGCCAAGAAUAAUGUAGCAUUCAAAACAGGAAAAAAUAUGUGAUAAAUUUAUAGUGUUUUAUAGAAAAAAUGUUUGUUAACUCUUUAAAAUUAUGUUCGCCAUUGAAAAUCGUGAACGGCGGAUUUUUAGCUGCUGGAAAUAACGCAGCCGUGGGUCAUGGAGCUUUACGUGUUGGUCAGAACAACUAUUCUAAAGUUAAAGGCUCCUGCUGCAAAGAAGUUGCGCAAACUGAAGGCAAAAAAGUGGAGGUCUGGCCGAGACCUGACCCUCCUCCUCCGGCCUGGCGUGCGGAAUGUCCCUGCGAACCCCAACCACCCAACUACGACCCCUACAAAAUAAAGGUUCCGGAUAUAGUCGUACCUCCAAUGCCUCCGAGCAACGCUAAGCCGAUGUUGGAUUGCAGCCUCACCCGGGGCCCGUGCUCGGCAAAGCCGGCUCCCUCUCCUCCCGAGUGCCCACCGCCGCCACCUAAACCCUUCCCCUGGAUAUACGUGUGGACGGUCGCCGGCUUCUUCGGUACCAUGGGUGUUAUUUACAAACUGUACUUGUGGAAAGAACAACAAGAAAGAUUAGGAGAAAACAAACCUAUAUGGCGGCCGCGGCCGAGGCUCAAAAGUCCAUACCACGACCGAGACCUGCCCGCCUGUGUGCAGUACCUGAUUGUGGGCGCCGGGGCGGCCGGCUGGGCGGCUUACAGGGCCAUUAUGGAACACGAUAAGAAAGCAAAGGUGUUCUUCAUAAGCAAGGAAGACUGUCUACCGUACAUUAGACUUCCAAUGUCGAAGCAAAUGUGGUGGAACCCCGAUCCGCCUGACAUCAAAUCCCUCAACUAUUUAGAAGACGGAAAGAGACGCACCAUGUACCUAGCGGAUUGUUCGAAGUUCAUGGAUCCGGUGAAGUUUUACCGGACUAAGACCGGACCGGCCGUGUCCGUGGCGACCGGAUGGUGCGUGCUGAGGGUGGACGCAGACGAGCACGUUGUCUACGUGAAGACAAUGUGCGGCGAGCAGCCUAUAUACUACGAGAGGUGCUUACUGGCUCCUGGUUCCAAACCGAAGAGUUUGAGCGUGUUCAAGUCGGCGCCCAAAGCGGUCCGGCAGAAGGUGUGCGCGCUGCGGACCGUGCGCGACCUGGAGCUGGCGCAGCGCGGGGUGCGGCGCGCGCGACACGUGGUCGUGCUGGGCGGCGGCUGUCUGGGCACCGAGCUGGCCUGGCAUCUGGGGAGGAUGAAUCAGCUCAUCGAACGUAAGCCCGAUGAGGAGCCGCUGCAGAUAGUCCACGUCUUCAAAGACAAAGGCAUCAUGGCUGGAGUCAUACCAGACUAUCUCGGCGAGUGGGCCACUGAGAAGAUCAAAUGCGAAGGCGUCACCGUAAUGCCUAAAACGCAAGUGUACGACGCGUUCGAGACGCCCGACGGGAGGGUCCAGUUGACGCUGUCUAACGGAACUUCCCUGGUCACGGACUACGUGCUAGUGGCGGUGGGAGCCGAACCGCGAAUGGAACUGGCCGAACCCUCGUUUCUGGAGCAGGACCCGGUCAACGGCGGAUUCCUGGUCAACACAGAACUGGAAGCUAGAACACAUCUAUACGUUGCCGGAGACGCGGCCAGUGUGUACUCGCAGUGGCGCGACGUCCGCUUCCGGGACGAGCACUACGACACGGCCGAGCGGCUCGGUCUCAUCGCCGGCGCCAACAUGACGGGCCACUGGCUCGCCUGCAACCUCGAGCCGCACUACUGGCUCCGGCUCGGAGACGCGCUGCAGAUGGAGGUGGUGGGUGAAGUGGGGGCUUGUCUCCCGACGAUCGCGUUGUUCAAGCAAUGCGCUCCUGAAGAGGUCCCCAAAAAGACGGAGACCCCCGCGGGUGAUGGCGAAAAACCUUGCUACAAAAAGUCGGAGGAGUACCAGAACCGAUACAAGCGAGGCAUCGUGUUCUACCUGCGCGACGAGACCGUGGUGGGGCUGGUCUUCUGGAACAUGCCGCCCAUCGACGACAGGAGGGACGUGGCCACCGAGAUCCUUCGCGCUCGACCCUCGUACAAAGAUAUAAACCUGCUAGCUGAACUCCUGGGCUUCGCAGAGACGCAGUGCGUUUACAAAACGCACGAGCAACUCAAGGAACCUGGUCCUUGCAUUCGAAACUGGAGAGAAUUUUGAGGAGAUUUUCAAUUUAAAUAAUAUUUUGAAAUAGUAAUGUUACUGGAAGUAUCUACCUAUAUUUUGUGAAACUUAAUAAAUGCUCUUGAAUCAUC